Oncorhynchus mykiss (rainbow trout) is the source of this 6172-nucleotide messenger RNA. Lineage: Eukaryota; Metazoa; Chordata; Actinopteri; Salmoniformes; Salmonidae. The record is from RefSeq and is a predicted model, not a curated record.
GUUAGGGGCGACCGCAGUCAGUGUAUUCUUGUAGCUGACUUGUGAAUGUGGCAGCGGCGAGCCAGGGAGGGGUGAACCGGUGUUUGGAUUUUUAUAUUCAAGUAACGAUAGCUAGUUUACAGUCAUAGCUUGUGAUAUAUAUUUAGAAACAACAACGGAAUCACGAAUUGUGUUUGGAUUAUUAUUGUCUAACCCGAAGAGAAUAUGAAAAAUAACAUGGGGCGUUAGGGGAUGUUGAAAUGAUUAUCUGCGAGGAUAUAUAGCUCAAGCUAUUUUUAUAUUUUUUCUCGUUUUCCCCACUUUGGAUUUAUUUUACAUACCGUGGGAAAACCGGACAAGCCGCCGGACAGCGGGCCGAGAGGAUGGACCAGGCGAAUAUCCUGAGAAAGUUCAUCCAAGGGGUUUGUGUUAUGCGAGAAGGGGACCAGAAAGGAGAGGAUAACUUCGGCAGUGACUUUAUGAGAUUACGAAGAUUAUCGACCAAAUACAGGACAGAGAAGAUCUACCCCACCAACGUCGGGGAGCAGGAAGGGAAUGUGAAGAAGAACCGCUAUAAAGACAUACUGCCCUUUGACCACACAAGGGUAAAGCUGACUUUAAAAACAACCAAUCAGGAUGCAGAUUACAUCAAUGCCAGCUUCAUCAAGGGAAUGGAUGGUCCAGAGGCCUACAUCGCUACCCAGGGUCCUCUAACCAACACUGUCAUCGACUUCUGGAGAAUGAACUGGGAGUACAGUGUAGCCGUCAUCGUAAUGGCAUGUCGAGAAUUCGAGAUGGGAAGGAAAAAGUGUGAGCGGUACUUUCCCCAGUUUGGUGAUGAGCCCGUGUCUUUUGGCCCCUUCAGAAUCUCCUGUGAAUCAGAACAGCCCAGAACGGACUAUUUCAUCAGGACCCUGACAGUGGAGCAUGACAAUGAGACACGUAGGAUAACCCAGUUCCAUUACAUCAACUGGCCAGACCAUGACGUCCCCUCGUCCUUUGACUCCAUCUUGGAUAUGAUUGGUCUGAUGAGAGAGUACCAGGAGCAUGAUGAUGUACCCAUCUGUAUACACUGCAGUGCUGGCUGUGGGAGGACAGGCGCCAUCUGUGCUAUAGACUACACAUGGAACCUACUAAAGGCUGGGAAGAUUCCAGAAGACUUCAACGUGUUCCGGCUGAUUCAGGAGAUGAGAACACAGAGACAUUCUGCUGUUCAGACCAAGGAACAGUAUGAGUUGGUUCACAGAGCCAUCUCUCAGCUCUUUGAGAAACAGCUGCAGCUCCUGGAGAGCCCCACCAACUCAGAGAUCCAUGGUGGCAUGGACGAUGGGCUCAGCCCAGAGAAAGCUGGACACCACUCAGACGAGGAGCGAUGGGACACACCGCCCCCCAAACCACCCCGCGUACGCAGCAGUCAGUUGGAAGGGGACGUGAAAGAGGAGAUCCUUCAGCCCCCAGAGCCUCGCCCGGUUCCUCCCAUCCUGACCCCGUCUCCCCCCUCUGCCUUCCCCACCGUCACCAACGUACGUCAGGACAACGACCGCUACCACCCCAAGCCGGUCAUCCACGUCCUGGCCUCUGCACAACAACAACAACAACAGCAGCAGCAGCCCCAGAAAGCCCAACAAGCCCAACAGUCCCCCGACCUGAAGGACAACUAUAACAAGACAUCGUUGGACAGUGUCCCCUCAGGAGGCCCCCCUGCCCAGGCCCCCUCUCCCUCCUCCCCCUCCCCAGUGGAUGGGGCAGUGCGUCUAGAGAGGAAGCUGAGUAUUGAGAUACAGAAGGUUCCGUUACAGGAGGGUCCUAAGAGCUUCGAUGGUAACAGCAGGCUGCAAAGAUCCCUUGCCUUCAAAGCCCGGUCCAACACCUCCAGUUCCUCUCUUUCUGAGGACUCAGGGGCCGACGGGGGGCCCCCCAACAUGACGCACAAGGGCGCCUUUGGACCCCUCCCCUCCCGCCCCAACCACCUGCCCCUUAAGGGGGAGAAGGGGGGUCAGGCAGGCUGGAUCAGCCCAGAGAAAGCCCCCACACCUCCAGCCCUGGUGGCUGGGUCAGAGAGCGCCCCCACCUCCAAUCUGACCUCUUCCCAGCCCCACUCCUCCACCUCCACCCCUGUCAGGACUGCUCUGAGCUUCACCAAUCCUCUGCACUCAGACUUCCCUGAUGUGAAGGGAGAUGGAGGAGGGGAGGGUUCCAGACCCUCCUGGUCCUCCAAGGCUACGGCCACGGUUACGGCGGCCCACGGCGAACACCCGCCCAGGAAGGUGUCGACCAUGUCCAUCGCCGAGCAACGGUCGCCGACGGAAACGGCAUCAAACAGUGACCAGAGUGAAGAUUCCCCUCCCCCUCUACCUGAGAGAACCCCAGAGUCCUUCAUUUUGGCCACAGACCCAUCAGAGUUGAAGGCACCAGGACCAUCAGACUGGAGUUUCUCGGAGGACCAGUCAGGAAAAGGAGCAGGUUUUCCUCAGGAGCAGAGGAGUACACAGGCACAGAUAGCAGAGAGAGAACCGUCAGGAGAGAGGAGUAAGAAGAUUUCAGAUGCAGCAGGAGUGGAAACAUCACCUGCCAACAUCACAGUAGCAGACAGCACAGCAGAGAGCAAGGCUUCCUCAGAGAUGGGAUACGACCACACCAGUAAGGACAAGACGAAGAAGCAGAAGAAACACAAAGUGAUGAAUGAGAUCAAGAGGGAGAACGGAGAGGUGAAGCUCCUUCAGAAAGACAAGCAGAAACCCCAGAUAAACUCAGAGGAGCUCCAGAUUAAAAAGGUGAAGAAGAAGAAGAAGAAGAAACACAAAGAGAGUGAGAGGGAGAAGUGGAAACGUCCCAAGAUGUACAACAGGUCCAGCCAGACCGUGUGUGCUGGUCUCCUCUCUGAGCUCCAUGCAGGCCUGGUCUCCAAACAACAGCCCCACCACCACCACGGCCACACAGAGUUCAAACCCCCGCUCCCCGUCCACCACCACCACACCUCCACCACCUCAUCCAUCAAACAGGAGAACUGCUACAGCCCCUCUCCAACUCUGUCCCUCUCCAAGCCCCUAUGGAGCAGCAGCAAUAGCAGUAGCAGUAGCAUUAGUAGUUGGGACCCAGCUUCCCCCAUGACAUCCCCCCUCCAGAUCCCCCAGCCACGGUGCCCCCAGCCUGGCUUUGAGAACCUGGAGUUCGCCCGCUUCAUCCACGUAGAGGAACAACCCAACGGUGGAGCCCUGGUGGCACACGCCUACUGCAGCGAGCUCUCGGCCCUGUCUCCAGCGGAGAUGCAGCAGUUCGCCCAGGAGUUUGUUACCCUAGCCUUCAGCGAGGACACGUCAUCCCAGGCAGCUCACUACGUCAUGGGCAUCAUCCACGGGGCAGCCUCCUACCUGCCUGACUUCCUGGACUACUUCUCCUGGAAGUUCCCCUCGUCGCCGGUCAAGAUGGAGAUCCUGGGGAAGAAGGAUAUAGAGACCACCACCAUGCUCAACUUCCACAAUCAGGUAAAGAGAACGUACAGCCACGGGACGUACCGGGCAGGUGCCAUGCGUCAGAUCAGUCUAGUGGGGGCAGUGGACGAGGAGGUGGGGGAUUACUUCCCAGAGUUCAUCUCUAUGCUGGAGGAGUCGCCCUUCCUAGAGCGGACGCUACCGUGGGGUACGUUCUCCAGUCUGAAGCUGAAGAGUCCAACAGAGAGUGAUGACGGGCCCAUCAUGUGGGUACGACCUGGGGAACAGAUGAUCCCUGUUGCUGACAUACCAAAGUCUCCCUACAUAAGGAGAAGGUCAACCAAUGAGAUCAAGAACCUGCAGUACCUACGUCGGGCCAGCGAGCCUCGUGAGAUGCUGUUCGAGGACCGGACGCGGGCCCACGCUGACCACAUCGGACAGGGCUUCGAGAGGCAGACCACCGCCGCUGUAGGGGUGCUCAAGGCCGUGCGCUGUGGAGAGAGCGCGGAGCCCCCUCGCGUUACCAAAGACGUGAUCUGUUUCCAUGCUGGAGACUUCCCUAAUGUAGUCCAGAGGUUACAACUGGACCUGCACGAACCACCUCUGUCCCAGUGUGUGCAGUGGGUGGACGACGCUAAGCUGAACCAGCUGAGACGCGAGGGGAUCCGCUACGCCCGUAUCCAGCUGUACGACAACGACAUCUACUACAUCCCUCGUAGUGUGGUUCAUCAGUUCAAGACGGUCUCUGCUGUCUGCAGCCUGGCAUGGCACAUCCGCUUAAAACAAUACCACCAAGAGCCUCCGGCCGAGGAGGAGAGGAAGGUGGACGUGUCGACGCUACGAGUCAAACAGGAGCAGUUUGGGGAUGCCUUGAUGGGAGGGACCACAGCUCCUCUCACGGACCCCAAACCCCCCACAGACAGAGACACUGCCCACCCGGAGGUCAAAGUGGAACCUCAACCUGCGGAUAUAAGGCUGCCCAAGCCCUCUGUCACCUCACCCAUCGCCCCCCUACCAACUCCCAUCACCCCCCUAACUCCCUCCAAAUCCUCUUUCCAGGACACCAAGCCCAAAUCACAUCACCAUCAUCCCCACUACUACCACCACCACCAUCACUCAGAAUUAUAUCAAACCACUACCACACACUCUUCCUUGUCUUCCUCACUCAAACCCUCCCCCACCUCCACCCCCCCAUCCUCUCCCAAACCCAGUCCGUCAUCCUCUUGUACCCCCUCUCCCAAAUCUAGUCCCACUUCUACACACUCUCCCCCCUUCAAACCCAGCCCGGCUUCCACUCGUACCCCCAGUCCCUCUCCCCCCUUCAAACCCAGCCCGGCUUCCACUCGUACCCCCAGUCCCUCUCCCCCCUUCAAACCCAGCCCGGCUUCCACUCGUACCCCCUGUCCCUCUCCCUCACGCAAACCCUGCCACACCCCUGUCCUUACCCACACCCCUACCCAUAUCCCUAUCCUUACCCACACCCCUACCCCUACCCUUACCCACACCCCUACCCAUACCCCUACCCAUACCCACACCCCUGUCCUUAACCACACCCCUAUCCUUACCCACACCCCUACCCAUAUCCCUAUCCUUACCCACACCCCUAUCCUUACCCACACCCUUACCCACACCCUUACCCAUACCCUUACCCAUACCCAUACCCUUACCCAUACCCCUGUCCUUACCCACACCCCUAUCCCCUUUUUGACGCCCUCCUCUGCACCCCUUCUAUCUUCUUCAAGCCUGGCCUCCAGCCACACAGAGAGCAGGACCCCUACACCCCAGGUCCGGGCCCAACCCCAGCCCAGACCGGACAAACCCCAGGACAAAGACACUUCUCUUUACACAAAGGCCCCAGUCACCCCCCCGGAAACACGGCCUCCUGGCCCCCCGCACCGCUCCUCCCUCUCCUUUAAACACCACCUGCAUGAGCAGCACCAGAAAGACUGUUUCUACUGAUCUUUGUACAUAGUGUUUUAAAAUGGCUCUUCGGGGUUCUGUUUUAAUCCCAUCUAAAGGAAGGAGAAGACAGACUUUAAACCAUGAUAUCAGCACGGUGUGUGAUGUAUUCUAAGGGACACGUAAAGCUCUGUUGGGUUUGCAUCCUAAAUGGUGCCCUAUUCCCUAUAUAGGGAUCUACUUUGUGACCAGGGCCCAUAGGAGAGAGAUCUGAUCAAAAGUAGUGCACUAUAUUGGACAUAGGGUACCCUUUAGGAUGCACACUUGCUCUGUUCUGUUACCGAAUGAAUACAUUGCAAAUGUAACAUUCCUCAGUGCCUGUCCAUAACUGUGUAGCCUGGUCCCAGAUCAGUUUGUAUUGUCUUGUCUCAUUGUUGACCGUACAGUAGGAGUUGGCUUGGCAAGAACGCAUAAACUGAUCUGGGACUCAGGCUAAUAUCUGUGAACUGUCAAAGCACUUAGGGCCAGAAGCACUGGUACUCUGCAGGUCUGACAAACAUACAGGUUCUUAAAUAAUAUAUUUUAGUUUUAGGUUAUAGAUGGAUUAUUAUUAGAGCUGACAUUAACAUAUAUAUAUUUUUUGUAAGAUGAUGAGACAUUAUUUUAAAGGAUUUACUCCAGGCUUUUUUUUGUUCCCCCUCAGAGGCUUAUUUAUAUCAAGGAAGCUUUUUAGUUUUCAUAAUUUUCUGUUCGAUUUUAAUUGUCAGCACUGUAGUGUAAAUAACUUUUUGUAAGGAGAAAAACUUGUAGUGUGAUUUCUACAUAAAUAUGGAGCUCUUAAUAAAGGUUAACGUUACGAGUGA